This is a messenger RNA of Vitis vinifera (wine grape), 1800 nucleotides long. Its product is annotated as putative clathrin assembly protein At1g25240. Gene Ontology annotation, molecular function: 1-phosphatidylinositol binding; clathrin heavy chain binding; SNARE binding. Gene Ontology annotation, cellular component: clathrin-coated vesicle; clathrin-coated pit. Gene Ontology annotation, biological process: vesicle budding from membrane; clathrin coat assembly; clathrin-dependent endocytosis. The transcript has a single exon. Bases 544 to 1701 code for a protein of 385 amino acids. NCBI's taxonomy places the organism in Eukaryota, Viridiplantae, Streptophyta, Magnoliopsida, Vitales, Vitaceae. The record is from RefSeq and is a predicted model, not a curated record.
ACCAUGUAAAAUUGUAAUGACAGAUUAACCUUAAUCUUAUGGUAAUUGUCUGCAUCCGCAGUAGCAAAUUAGCCGUACUCCAUACCCAAAGGGGAGGAUCAAUUCAAUUUCCUCAAGGGCCUUGAGGAUCUAGAGGUCAAAUAUUCUCUACUUUGGCUAAGCAAAUAAGCGACGGCCCAGAAUUUUGUGUCGAAAGCAGAGACUUCACCUUAGGAGAUCAAAUAUAAGCACCGCCAAACACGUCGGUCAAGUAGGGGGCUUUGACCCAACACCGUCCAGGCCCACAAAAGACAAGCUCAAACAAGUAAGGACUUUGACAGAAUCCGCCUCUUUGAAACCAACUGUCAAACUUGCGGUAGGCAUUUGCUGCGCAACGUAUCAAAAUAGUGGUAGAUGCAAGUAUUUCUAUUUCUAGCCUUCAAUGUCCAAUUACUGUUAUUGGUAUUGAGCAAGAGAAAUUGGAAAAGAACAUAAAGGGCAAGAGCAAUCUGAAAAAGGAGACGCUGCUUCUCAAGCACAAAUUGUUAAGAAGAAGAGAAAGAGAUGAAGCUGUGGAAUAGGGCUUCUGGAAAUCUGAAAGACAGGAACAGCAUAUGGAUGGCAAGUAUAUCAAGGAGGAGCCCCAAUCGGAACCCUGAUCUGGAGGCGGCCAUCAUUAGAGCCACCAGCCACGAUGAGACAUACGUGGAUUACAGGAACGCCCAGAGAGUGUUUGCAUGGGUGAAAACCUCGCCCGCCUACUUGAAGCCUCUUAUAUGGGCACUCUCAAAGCGGAUGGAGAAGACCCGCAGCUGGGUGGUGGCCCUCAAAGGUCUCAUGCUCAUGCAUGGAGUUUUCUGCUGCAAAAUUCCCAUCAUGGAAAAGAUCGGCCGCUUGCCUUUUGAUCUUUCAAACUUCAGCGAUGGCCACUCCCACUUAUGCAAAACAUGGGGUUUCAACAGCUUCAUUCGUUCUUACUUUGCGUUCCUAGACCAAAGAGCCUUCUGGUUAGACAUGGAUACAAAGGAAGACGAAGAACAAACCCAAAAAACCAACGAGUCCAUGCUGCAGGAACUCAUAAAGCUCCAACAAUGGCAGACUUUGCUCGACAUGCUACUACAGAUCAAACCAGAGGCUGCCCAAAUGAAUGUGGGUCUGAUUCUCGAAGCAAUGGACUGUAUCAUCAUUGAGAUUUUCGACAUUUACAGCAGAAUCUGCAAUGGGGUAGCAAGAAUCCUCGUAAAGAUACAUGCAGCUGGGAAGGUAGAAGCAAACAUGGCACUUAAGGUUCUCAGAAAAGCAACCGCCCAAGGCGACCGGCUUUCCCUAUAUUUUGAACUUUGCAAGAAUCUCGGUGUUCGUAAUGCAUCAAAAUUUUCAAAAGUGGAGAAGAUCCCACAAGAAGACAUACGGGAACUGGAGCAAAUCAUUAAUGGAGUGUUGGAAGAUAAAGCCAUAGUGGUGAGACAAAAGGGAAGCAUUGAAGAGGGUAAGGGUACCGAGGGGUCUCCGAAGACGGUCAUCAGUAAAAAGUGGGAGCGGUUUGAUGAACAACUAAGAGGCAAUAAAGAAGGAAUUGGGGCUCCCGAUGGAGGGAAAAUGAUUGUUGCACAAAACCCUUCCACAGCCACAUGUAAUUCUAGGCCUCAUGCCCAUCAACCUCUUCCUGAUUUGAUUACUGGGCUUUUUCCACCUGCUCAAAUUUUAGAGAAUGUACAAUGAUCUUCACCCUUUCCCUUUUUUGCCCUUUUAGAUUUUGUAUCUUGAGAUUGCCAUGCAUUUUGACGGCAAGGAAGAGCAGCAAAUUGAUUAUAAGUUCCA